Messenger RNA from Chlorocebus sabaeus (green monkey), 6287 nucleotides. It is a transcript of the gene IL17F, whose product is annotated as interleukin 17F. The record is from RefSeq and is a predicted model, not a curated record. Gene Ontology annotation, cellular component: extracellular region. Lineage: Eukaryota; Metazoa; Chordata; Mammalia; Primates; Cercopithecidae. Gene Ontology annotation, molecular function: cytokine activity. Gene Ontology annotation, biological process: inflammatory response.
ACACUUGGCUAGAUACACCUUUUUAAAAUGAGAAUAAAACCUUUUAAAAGUUGGAUUUGUAAAACCAAAUGUGUACAUUUAUAUUAUCAUUAUUCCCAGCUAUCUCAUGUUAUUAUCUGAUUGGUUACAUGAGCAUGUUCACUUUUUUCCAUGACUAUUUUAAGCCCAUUAAGGCAGAGACUUUAAUAGUAUAGUCUAUUACCUGUAAUAGUAGCCCCAACAAAAUGUAUCAUGGCUCCAAGCACACAUAAGGGCAUGAAAACAUCUUGCUGAUUUGGAUGUUUGACAAACUAUAAUAUUUUACUACAUUUGAGGCUGUGUAUAACUUAUUGCUAAGGCAACAGAGUCUUCUGGUGUCUUUUUUUGUGGGCUCUUGGAGUUGACUGUAGUAGUCUAGCUGUCAGUGUGUUGAAUAAUGGCUCCAAUGCACUUUUGAAACUCUUAAAUCUGGUGACAGCUUAGAUCAUGAGUGGUACAGAGCCAGUCAGUGAAGGGUUCCACCAUUGUCAGCUGUGUUCCCAUCAUAUGUUCGUUAUCGUGUCCCUGGUAUUAGCACACGAUUUGUGUUAUAGGAAGUGCUCAAUGAAUGUUUGAUGAGAUAAGGAUCUGAAUCUGUUGAUUCAGUUUGAACUCAGUGAUAGCCAGUUACUAGUUUGGCAUCCUGAUAGGACAGUUGUUUUUACCCCAAAGGGGAAAACUGUGACCAAAUUUAGCAAAGGUCAGUGUUGCCUCCUACUUACGUAAAGAACCAUUUUGUUCUCCCCUGCAAUCUAGCAAAUCCUCUUGUAUUGAAUUAGGUACUCUUGGUUCCAACUGAUUUAUUCAUUCUUUCUUUCAAGAGAGCUGGUAUAUUCUAUGCAUUGAGGUAUGGCUCUGAAUGGAAAAGAGAUCACUGAAGAAGAUGAGUGACUCGAUCCAUUCAAUUUAGUACACAUUUAAAGGCCUAUUGCACAUGUUGCUUUGGGAGCAUAAGGGAUACAAGCAAAGAUGAAAACAUGGCUCUUGAUUUCAUGGAGCUAGCUUCACUGUGCACAUGGAAGGUCACUCCCGGGGAGGCCUAGAAAAUUCUCCAUAAGUUGGGCUUAGGGGCUUCAGUCUGGCUAGGAGUUGGCUAGGGGACUUGAGUCUAUCUUUGCAUAGAAUACACUGUUUAAUCUAGAUUGUAUAUUUAAGGAUGUAUAUUUGGAGAAGGAGGCUGGUAGAGAUUAUUGGGAAGCAGGGUAAAGUUACCCAGAUAUAUGAAGACCCCAGGGAACUAUCCUAAAACAUGUAUGUGAGGGCAGGAUACACCAAGUAUCGGCACAAGAGGUUGAAGAAAGGAACAUUGCCUGAAAGGGUGAUUUGAAGAAUUCUUUUUGUAGAAGUUACACUUCUGGUUGUUCCAGAGAGAGGUGCAGAGGACUGCACAGGCAUGGAGGGGAGCAGGGUGGAUGGAAGGCCUGUGAUCACAGAAUUUUGAUCAGUUUUGGAGGGCCCUCCAAUGAACCUAAGAACAACUUUCUCUUCAUUUUCUUCAGGUGAAGAGUUGUUCAAACAUGUUACGCUAGAGAAAAAUAACUUUGCCCUGCUAGAAUGUGUCCUGCCUUGUGAAAAGAUUAUGUGUAAUUUUACCCGAUCUUAAUGGACGUAAAAAAAGAUAAGUUACUGUUUUUUGGGGAAUGUCUGUGUAUCUCUAGGGCACAAUGUCUGACAUAUAGAAUGUGUUUAACAAAUGUUUGACAACCUGAACUGAUCUGAGACAAAUUAACUUUUUGCAGGUCAUUUAAGUUUCAUGUCAGAGCAUUUAAAGGCUUCUUUUUUUCCUUCAAAAAUUAGAAACAACAUUUAUUGUUUCUUGUUAAAAUGUGGUGCUCUCAUGAGAAAAGAGUGUGCAAAAAGAGCCUUCCUUCACCCUGGGUUUUCUCACUUAUCCCAGCAGGCUGGGACUGUCCUCACUGUGUAGGAGGGAAAGUUUUUCACCUGCUCCUGGGAAAUUAGGCUACUCUACUGUAGUUUUACUUUUGAUUACUUGCAUAUGUAAAAAAAAAAAAAAAAAAAAAAAAAAAAAAACAAAAGGCAAAAUCCAACAGCUAAUGGGUUAUCUCUCCCUAGGCAUAUAAGCCCAGUCCACUUGGAUACAGAUGUGGGGCUCAAGUCCAAAUUCCCAUGUGCAGCCCAGGAUUAGGUGGUACUUUGGAAAUCAAGUGGGUGUUCCUGGCUAGGGAUUGAAGACGAUCUCAGCCCCUGGUCAGCUGGUUGAAAACAUCCAAAGUGCCUCCAGUGAGAAGCUGAGAUUACCUCUUUAAUGAGAAACACUUUGGGUGAGGUAGGGCCCACCGUCAACUGGUAGGCAGCAUUCUUGCCACAGGUAGUAUCUGGUCUAGAAACUACUAGAUCUCCAAAUCCUCUUAAGGUCCCUUACAUUGACAAGAAUGAAUUCAAGUUUCGAAAUGACACACCAAGUUAUAUAAGGUAGAGGAUGUCAUUAAGGCAAUAGUCUCACCAAGUCCAUGCACAGAGCUCUGAUCCUACCGUCACCCUCCCCUCACUCUCCAAGUCUGCUUAGUUCUGCCCACUACUCUUCCUUCUCAGUGACAGUUCCAGCAUCCAGAAGUCUUGAGCAGCCUUCAGCCUUACAAGUUGGGGGUGGCCUAAUUCAGAAACUUCAGGGCAACUUCAAGGCCAAGGAAACAGGCCACAUUGGUUGGGAAGGCUUGGUUCAUCACUGCAUCAGACCCUUUAGACAAGGAUGUGAUUCCUUCAUCCCAGAUGAGCUCCCUCAGCACAUCUCCAAAACCAUUAGGAUAUUUCCCAGGAGGUGCAGUCUGGAAGUGAGACUUGAGCACAUCUUGGGGGAUUGCCACAGCCCAGUUGAAGAUCCCUUCCAUGCAAUGCCCCCAGCCACCAGGAUUCAAGGCGCACUGAGCUCACGGACCCUCUUUCCUUCAGGAGUGAAGAUAUUUUUUAGCCAUUUAUAUGUUAUGAAUUACAUUCCACUAGCUGGAACAUCUCACAUAAGGGUAAGCAUGGUCUCUUUGUAGAUGCCUCGGAUCCCAAACUCCUGGUACAGCUUCUUUGCACAGUCCAAGGUUCCAAUGUACUUGGUUUCCCCUGAAGAAGCCUGAAACCGUAACCAGCACUUGAUGGGUGCUCCAGGGGUCACGAUGCCUGUGGUGAAUGUACCAGAUAACAUACCAGCUGCAAACAGCUGGGGAUAGCUGAGCACAUCCUCUGGGUGUUUCUGUCAUAGUUUCUUCCUUUAACCAAACCCAAAGAAGCACACAGCAAACAUGGGGGUGACACCGAUGAUAGGGGCAGCCAUUCACUGAUAUAGCCCCGUGAUGCCCCUUCUAAGAGUCUUUGGGAGACAGUCCAAGGUCCCAGAGUACAUGGGAGGCUGUCUAGGCAAACUCGGUAGCUGUCUGCAGUCGGACCUUGACGGUGUCCAGAGGGUGCCCCAUGAACAGCAGGCACAUGCCACCAAAGCUGCUGGCCAGCAGGUUCUUGAGCAGGCUGAUGGGCUUCGGCUGAUCAGCCAUGGUCAGUCUGCCUAUCUCUGAGUCUGUCAGUUCCUGGGCCGUCCUGGCUCUGCUGCCCCAGCUGCAGCGCCAGGGCCGCCAGUCUUGCAUUUAAAGGCUUCUGCUUGCUAAUUCAUUUUGGUUAAAAAAAAAAAUCAUUCUCAGAGAUAGCCAAGGUAAUGGGCAUUUAUGUGUUGUAUAAAUGUGAUAUUAUAUAUAUGUAUAUAUUUGUCCAUGGCUCCUGGUUCAUAACUCCCACAGCCCUCAUUAUAUCCCAAGUGAUAAAAAUGAUAAGCAUAUCUUUCAUUGGGGUAUUUAGCUUUUUUGUCUUUGGUUACUGAAGCAGCUUCAGACAACUUCAGAGCAAUAAAGGUGAAAAAGACAGUCUUUUAUUGUAAUGUUGGAGCACUUUAGGCCUAAGAAAUAGGUCUCAGAAAAAAGAAUCUCCCUCUCUGAACUUUUGCCCACCUUUUUUCCCCAAGACAAUAGAAACGGAAAAUAUCUCCUCAUCUAACAUCACUCCCACACCUUUUGUCUUGGGGCUGGUCAUAAAGAAAUUCUUUGACUUACCUUGUCUAAUCAUAGGCCAUAAGACCCUCAAUUCAGGAAGGGUCCUCCCCUCUACCCAGGAGGAAGGAAUGCUGUUCAGAGAGGCCAAGAAGAAUCUGAACAGACAGGCCUGGCUGGGUUUCCUCAUUCAACCUAUUAAUAUCAGGUUAUACCCUUUUUAUCCAAUCACAUUUGUUUACAGUUUUCCAUGUUGUAAUCAUGUCUGCCCAAUGAAGAUUCCAUAAAAGGCCCAAGAAGAUGGGAUACAAAGAGUCUUUGGACCUUUGAACUUGUGGAGGCUCUAAGAAAGGUGAACAGUAGCUUAUCCCUGUGCUGGGAGGGUAGUGCACCCCAGCUCCAUGGGAAGGAACACUUUCGCGCUUGCGACCCUUUCAAACCUUGCUCUAUGUACCUUUUCAUCUGGCUGUUGUCUUGUAUCCUUAAAAAUAUCCUUUGGAAUGUACUGGUAAAUAUAAAUUAGUGUUCCCUAAGUUUUGUGAGCUGUUCUAACAAAUUAAUCAAGCCUAACCAAACUCAAGAAGUUUGUGGAACCUCAACUUGAGGCCAGUCAGUCAGAAGUCCCAGAGCCUUGGACCUGUGACUGGUGCUUAAAGUGGGAGCAGUUUUGUGGGAGCCCUCAGCCUGUGGAAUCUGACUCUGCCUACCUGGAGAUAACGUCAUAAUUGAAUUGGAUUAGAAGAUGCUUCGCUGGCGUUGGAUGCAGAAUUGAUUACUUGCUGGUUGAUGGAGAUAAAUCCCCACAUAUAUGGUCAUGGAAGUCUUUUGCAUUGCUGGUAGUGGUGUGAGAGCAGAGGAAAACAGUUUGUUUUUUCAACACAAUGAAUAAUGAUUAUUUAUUAAGCACCAGUAGGAGUCUAACCAUGGGGUUAAAAAAUAAUUGUUCAGGGAGAUAACAAAACUACCAGGGUAUAUCAUUUCUGAAUCUUUCACUGAUGUUAUUUCAUUUCUUUAGUUUUGUUUUCCCGUUCAUAAAAUGGAGGUAAAGAUAGUUUAGUACCAAGGCUCCUCUAAGGAUGAGAUUUCUCCCAUUUAAAUCACGAUUUAUAUUGCAUGACUAGAAAGUAGAACAUAUGGUCCGUGACAAGGGUGUUGGCAAUUUGUGGGAGAACAAAAAAGAUUUGAUAACAAUUUCUAACUUGGUUCAUCUCUGUAGUAAAUUAAAAAUGUUGCUCUGAUUUGUGGGCACUGGGGGUGGAAGUAGGGUAGAAGGAAAGAAAAAUUUGGUCCUUUUCCUGUCAUCCCUUUCUUUAGGGUCCCCUUUUGUUCCCCUUCGGGAAAUGGAAUAAAAAAAAAAAACCCUGCAUUCGUCAGUAACUCUGGGUCAACCACAACUUAAAGACAGUAAGCAGGUCAAUCAAAACAGGGGCAAUGAUUGCUAUAAAACUAACAGGUACUCUCAUUGAUAGAACACAGGCAUACACAGGAAGAUACAUUCACAGAAAGAACUUCCUGCACAAAGCAAGCCACCAGCGCAACAUGACAGUGAAGACCCUGCAUGGCCCAGUCAUGGUCAAAUACUUGCUGCUGUUGAUAUCGGGGCUUGCCUUUCUGAACGAGGUGGCAGCUAGGAAAAUCCCCAAAGUAGGACAUACUUUUUUCCAAAAGCCUGAGAGUUGCCCGCCUGUGACAGAAGGUAGUAUGAAGCUUGACACUGGCAUCAUCAAUGAAAACCAGCGUGUUUCCAUGUCACGUAACAUCGAGAGCCGCUCCACCUCCCCCUGGAAUUACACUGUCACUUGGGACCCCAACCGGUACCCCUCGGAAGUUGUACAGGCCCAGUGUAAGCACCUGGGCUGCAUCAAUGCUCAAGGAAAGGAAGACAUCUCCAUGAAUUCCGUUCCCAUCCAGCAAGAGACCCUGGUCCUCCGGAGGAAGCACCAAGGCUGCUCUGUUUCUUUCCAGUUGGAGAAGGUGCUGGUGACUGUUGGCUGCACCUGCGUCACCCCCGUCGUCCACCAUGUGCAGUAAGAGUUGCACAUCCACUCAGCUGAAGAAGCUGUAGAAAUGUCACUCCUUACCCAGUGCUCUACAACCAGUCCUGUCUGAUCCCCAAUUCCCUCCAUUUCACAGGACUCUUAAUAAGACCUACAUGGAUGGAAACAGAAAAUAUUCACAAUGUAUGUGUGUAUGUACUAAAUUUUAUAUUUGAUAUCUAAAAUGUUAGGAGAAAAAUUAAUAUAUUCAGUGCUAAUGUAAUAAAGUAUUAAUGAUUGAAAAAUA